Molecule: messenger RNA, 657 nt
Organism: Apiotrichum porosum
Lineage: Eukaryota; Fungi; Basidiomycota; Tremellomycetes; Trichosporonales; Trichosporonaceae
Exons: 5
Coding region: 1-657 (218 amino acids)
Source: RefSeq, a predicted model, not a curated record
AUGGUCUCGCUCACGACGACUCUGCUCACCUCUUCGCUGCUGGCGUCGACCGUUCUUGCCCACUUUACUCUCGACUUUCCGGAAUCGCGUGGCUUUGACGAGGAUAUCGAGCCGCAAUUCUGUGGCGGUUUCAACACCACCGAAGCUCGUCAGCCUUUCCCUCUUGGCAAAGGUCCCAUCUGGAUCGACAGCCACCACACCCAGGCAAGUGUGUAUGCCAUGCUUUCGACUAGCGAGAACCCCACAUCGUUUUCAGACUUCAACACCACCAGCAACGGUACCAACAUUCCUGCCGUGACGAACUGGUUCCCAGUGUCCGAGGGCGAGGAUUGCUGGAAUAUCGACCUCGAGGCUCUCGGCCUUGGCCUCACCAAUGGUUCCCUUGUCACUCUCCAGAUUCUCUUCAACGGCGGUGAUGGCCCCCUCUAUCAAUGUACCGACUUGGUUCUCCUGUCCAACUACACCCUGCCCUCGAACCGCACGUGCUCCAACGACACGGCUGCCUCUUACACUGCCACGGCUGGAGCUUCGCAGACUUCGACCCCGUCAACUGCUUCUGCUUCGACCACUGCCAAGAGCUCUGCCGACGCCCACACCCCCAUCACAUUUGGUAUCCUGGGAAUUGCUGCUCUUGCCGUAGUUCACUUGGCCCUAUAG